Molecule: messenger RNA, 1422 nt
Organism: Magallana angulata
Lineage: Eukaryota; Metazoa; Mollusca; Bivalvia; Ostreida; Ostreidae
Product: ileal sodium/bile acid cotransporter-like
Exons: 4
Coding region: 184-1317 (377 amino acids)
Biological process (GO): bile acid and bile salt transport
Cellular component (GO): membrane
Molecular function (GO): bile acid:sodium symporter activity
Source: RefSeq, a predicted model, not a curated record
AGAGUUUGAUAAGUUCAUUGAAAGUAAUGAUAAGACCGACCCGAAGAUCUUUAAAAAUUCUGAAUAAAAAAGGAAAGUGACAAUUGGCACAAACAAACUGAUAGCGAAAGGUUAAAAUAACAAUGAAAAAUCAGGUAAAUUUAUUACAAUGCCAAGUUGGAGCUCUUAUUCUAUGAGAGAAGCAUGAACACGGCCCUGGUCGGACCGGAAGUAUCAGAGAUGAAUCUACAACAAUUACCGGUACCUUUAUUUGGUCGCGGAAACGUGUCCCACACAGAAUCCAAUGUCUCUGUAAAUUCAUCUGCAGGACUGCAAGAAUCCUAUAGUCUGAGACUGACUUAUGACAUCACAAUCACGUGUACACUGGUCGUCAUUAUUCUCGGCAUGGGCUGUGGAGUCACCCCGGAUCUCAUCAAAAUCCACUUUAAGCGACCUACGGGGAUCGCCAUUGGUCUGCUAUCCCAGAUUAUCAUACUCCCCUUUCUAUCUUUCGCUCUGGCCCAUUCUUUGGGUUUUGAGACGAUCCCUGCCGUGGGGAUGCUGGUAAUGGCGGUGUCCCCGUGUGGGAUGAUGUCGAGUGUUUUCUCCUAUUGGGUGGACGGCGAUGUGCCGCUCAGUUUCACGAUUUCCACUCUAUCCACUCUCUUGGCUUUUGGCACCAUCCCCCUAAACCUUCUUAUCUACAGUGGUAGUUGGACAGACGAGGAGUUCGUUAUUCCAUACAGGAGUAUCCUGAUAGUGGUCGGAAUAACCAUCACACCUCUAGUUCUGGGGGUCGGGAUCCGAUGGAAGUUCUCCAAAGCUGCGUCAAUUAUUUUAAAGAUUGGUAGCAUUGCUGGAAUCAUCCUUGUUGCACUGUCGUUAAUUUUGCUGAGCUUGCUAUAUCCAUUCAUGUAUUCGGCUUCGUGGAAGAUCUAUGUGGCCGCCGUAUCGUACCCCUACAUCAGUUUCAUGUUUGGGUACGUCGUCUCCACGCUAUUCAGAAUGGACAACUUUCAACGGCGAACCGUCGCCUUAGAGACCGGUAUGCAAAACUAUGCAGUGUGUUUCGCCAUUUUAGAAUCCUCGUUCUCGGCAGAGAAAUUCAGUGUAAUGUCUAUAUUUCCUCUUUUGUAUGGAGUCAAUGUUCUGAUAGCAGGCAUUGUGUUUGUUGGCUUUUACCAAAUAUUGAAGAAAUACGGACCAGAACCGAUAAAAACAUAUACUCCAAAUGAAGCGAGAUUGCAAAGGGAAAUAAAAGAUACUCAAAUGACUGAAGCGUUCCUUGAGGUCCGUGUAACAGACAAUGAGGGAAAAGAGGAAUUUUGUAAUACUUGAAGUGUAUUGUGUAAUAAUUGCAAUCUAUGUUCAGUAUAGCCUUGAAAUAUAAUCUGUAUAAUUAUCUGUUUAUUUGAAUUAAAUUAAUGAAAUCGUAAAGUCAAA